UUCACCCCCCUUCCAGUCCGGACACUUUCACCCCUCUUCCAGUCCGGACACUUUCACCCCCCCUUCCAGUCCGGACACUUCCCCCCCAUUCCAGUCCGGACACUUUCACCUCCUUCCAGUCCGGACACUUUCACCCCCCUCCAGUCCAGACACUUUCCCCCCCUUCCAGUCCGGACACUUUCCCCCCCCCCCUUCCAGUCCGGACACUUUCACCCCCUUUCAUCCCGGACACUUUACCCCCUUCCAGUCCGGACACUUUCCCCCCCUUCCAGUCCGGACACUUUCAACCCCCUUCCAGUCCGGACACUUUCCCCCCCUUCC
This is a messenger RNA of Staurois parvus, 321 nucleotides long. NCBI's taxonomy places the organism in Eukaryota, Metazoa, Chordata, Amphibia, Anura, Ranidae. The record is from the annotation of a GenBank genome assembly.